Topomyia yanbarensis is the source of this 880-nucleotide messenger RNA. RefSeq names its product cytochrome c oxidase assembly protein COX11, mitochondrial (gene Cox11). The coding region runs from base 145 to 855 and encodes 236 amino acids. The record is from RefSeq and is a predicted model, not a curated record. The transcript is spliced from 3 exons. Gene Ontology annotation, cellular component: mitochondrial inner membrane. Gene Ontology annotation, molecular function: copper ion binding. Lineage: Eukaryota; Metazoa; Arthropoda; Insecta; Diptera; Culicidae.
AUGACAAAUCAGCUGAUGGAUGACAACAAAUACUAAAGUCAAAAGUUAUGUGACUGUUAAAAUUAUACUAAAUUUUCCUCAAUAUGCGCUGAAAUUUAUAGUUCUACCUGUUUCGCGAGGAGUGAAUUAGAAUACUAAUACAAAAUGUUACUGCAAACUGUUUGCCGGUUUCGAUCGUAUCGGUGUAUCCAAAGCCUAUUGAGGCCUCCAAAAGUCUCAUCGGUUUUCUCCCGCUUCAUUGGCAAUCAAAAUCGGUCAGAGGCGAUAAGAAGGCACAAAAUUCGUACCACGAUAUACUACGUAGCCGCUGCAGGUGUUAUGACCGUUGGCAUGAGCUAUGCCGCUGUUCCGCUGUACAGGAUGUUCUGCCAAGCCUACAGUUAUGGUGGAACAACGGGUCAAGGACACGCCGGUGAGAAAGUGGAAAACAUGAAACGAGUACAGGAUCGGGUGAUAAAGGUGACAUUUAAUGCUGACAUUGGUGCCUCGAUGCGGUGGAACUUUAGACCUCAGCAACCGGAGAUAAAGGUGGUCCCUGGGGAAACAGCGCUCGCUUUCUACACAGCCAAAAAUCCUACGGAUCAUCCGGUGAUAGGAAUAAGUACCUACAAUGUAAUUCCUUUCGAAGCGGGAGCUUAUUUCAACAAAAUCCAAUGCUUUUGCUUCGAAGAGCAGCAGCUGAAUCCACAUGAAGAGGUGGAUAUGCCUGUGUUUUUCUAUAUUGAUCCAGAAAUCAUGGAUGAUCCAAAGAUGGAGCUCGUUGACGCAAUAACGUUAUCAUAUACAUUCUUUGAGGCAAAAGAAGGUCUUAGUUUUCAAAUGCCUUCAUAUGCUACGAAACAUGGGACAAAAUAAAGGCUUAUAGACAUGUUUUAGUUGA